Ictidomys tridecemlineatus (thirteen-lined ground squirrel) is the source of this 7623-nucleotide messenger RNA. Lineage: Eukaryota; Metazoa; Chordata; Mammalia; Rodentia; Sciuridae. The record is from RefSeq and is a predicted model, not a curated record.
AGGACAGUGGAGAAGGUUCCUGUAGUGAUUCUGAGGAAAAUAAUUUAGAGGAAGAGCUGAAUGACGAUAUUAAAGUCAAAGAAGAACAACUUAAAAAUUCUGCAGAGGAAGAAAUACUGUCAUCUGACAAACAGUUAAUUAAAAUGGAAAAGAAGGAUGAAGAGGAAAAUGGAGAAAGACCUAGAAAGAAAAAGGACAAAGAAAAGGAAAAAGAGAAAGAGAAAGAUAAAGAGAAAGAGAGAGAAAAAGAAAAAACAACAGUAUCUGAUACUGUGGCUGCUUCUGCUGUGGCUACUACACCAGCCACAAGUCCUCCUGCUGUUAAUGCAUCCCCUUCUGCCCCCACAACGACCUCUACUGCAGAGGAACAAGUCAGUGAGCCAAAAAAGUGGAAUCUUCGUCGAAACCGACCACUUUUGGAUUUUGUCUCCAUGGAAGAGCUGAAUGACAUGGAUGACUAUGACAGUGAAGAUGAUAAUGACUGGCGACCUACUGUAGUAAAGAGGAAAGGGAGAUCAACAUCUCAGAAAGAGGGGAGUGAUGGAGACAAUGAGGAUGAUGAAGAUGAGGGAAGUGGAAGCGAUGAAGAUGAGAAUGAUGAGGGCAAUGAUGAAGACCAUAGCAGCCCUGCUAGCGAAGGGGGUUGCAAAAAGAAGAAGAGUAAAGUUCUUAGCAGAAACAGUGCUGAUGAUGAGGAACUGACCAAUGAUAGCCUGACACUAUCUCAAAGCAAGAGUAAUGAGGACUCGCUGAUUCUUGAGAAGAGUCAAAACUGGAGUUCUCAAAAAAUGGACCAUAUUCUGAUUUGCUGUGUUUGUCUUGGAGAUAAUAGUGAGGAUGCUGAUGAAAUAAUUCAGUGUGACAAUUGUGGCAUUACAGUUCAUGAAGGUUGUUAUGGAGUUGAUGGAGAGAGUGACUCUAUUAUGAGUUCAGCUUCUGAAAACUCCACUGAACCUUGGUUUUGUGAUGCUUGUAAAUGUGGUGUUUCCCCCAGCUGUGAACUGUGUCCUAAUCAGGAUGGGAUUUUCAAGGAGACAGAUGCUGGAAGAUGGGUUCACAUUGUUUGUGCUCUGUAUGUUCCUGGGGUAGCCUUUGGAGAUAUUGACAAAUUACGGCCAGUAACACUAACAGAAAUGAACUAUUCUAAAUACGGUGCCAAGGAAUGUAGCUUUUGUGAAGAUCCUCGUUUUGCUAGAACUGGAGUUUGCAUUAGCUGUGAUGCAGGGAUGUGCAGAGCUUAUUUUCAUGUGACCUGUGCCCAGAAGGAAGGUCUGCUUUCAGAGGCAGCAGCAGAAGAGGAUAUAGCAGAUCCAUUUUUUGCUUAUUGUAAGCAACAUGCAGAUAGAUUAGACAGAAAGUGGAAGAGAAAAAACUACUUGGCUCUACAAUCCUACUGUAAAAUGUCUUUGCAAGAGAGAGAGAAACAACUGUCACCAGAAGCACAGGCAAGGAUCAAUGCCCGGCUUCAGCAAUAUCGUGCCAAGGCAGAACUGGCUCGAUCCACUAGACCCCAGGCAUGGGUUCCAAGGGAAAAAUUGCCUAGACCACUCACUAGUAGUGCUUCAGCUAUUCGUAAACUGAUGCGGAAAGCAGAACUAAUGGGGAUCAGUACAGAUAUUUUUCCAGUGGACAAUUCAGAUACUAGUUCUAGUGUGGAUGGAAGGAGAAAACAUAAGCAACCAGCUCUCACUGCUGAUUUUGUGAAUUAUUAUUUUGAGAGAAAUAUGCGCAUGAUUCAAAUACAGGAAAAUAUGGCUGAACAAAAGAAUAUAAAGGAUAAAUUAGAGAAUGAGCAAGAAAAGCUUCAUGUGGAAUAUAACAAGCUAUGUGAAUCAUUAGAAGAACUACAAAAUCUGAAUGGAAAACUUCGAAGUGAAGGGCAAGGAAUUUGGGCCUUACUAGGCAGAAUCACAGGGCAGAAGUUGAACAUACCAGCAAUUUUGAGAGCACCCAAGGAGAGAAAACCAAGUAAAAAAGAAGGAGGCACACAAAAGACAUCUACUCUUCCUACAGUACUUUAUAGUUGUGGAAUUUGUAAGAAGAACCAUGAUCAACAUCUUCUUUUGCUGUGUGAUACUUGCAAACUCCAUUACCAUCUUGGAUGUCUGGAUCCUCCUCUUACAAGGAUGCCAAGAAAGACCAAAAACAGUUAUUGGCAGUGCUCAGAAUGUGACCAGGCGGGGAGCAGUGACAUGGAAGCAGACAUGGCCAUGGAAACUUUACCGGAUGGGACCAAACGAUCAAGGAGGCAGAUUAAGGAACCAGUGAAAUUUGUUCCACAGGAUGUGCCACCAGAACCCAAGAAGAUUCCAAUAAGAAAUACGAGAACCAGAGGACGGAAACGAAGCUUUGUUCCUGAGGAAGAAAAACAUGAGGAAAGAGUUCCUAGAGAAAGAAGACAGAGACAGUCUGUAUUACAAAAGAAACCCAAAGCUGAAGAUUUAAGAACUGAAUGUGCAACUUGCAAAGGAACUGGAGACAAUGAAAAUCUUGUCAGAUACCCUUCAUGAGACCCAACUCUGCCACAGCUCAUCCUCGGAGGCAAUCCUGGAAACCUCUUUUAUAAGUGUGAUUUUAAAAAUGUGGAUAAAACUCUCAAUAGAGUACAUAAAAUAAAGGAGAACAGCUAUCUUGUCCUUUCCAUAAGCUUAUCACUGCAAAAAGUUGCCUUUGCUUGUCAGGUUUGAAUAGAAUGUAAUUGAUUGGUUUGUUACUUGGACUGACAAGGCAGUUAAUUUGCUUGUGUGGAUUUUUUUCCUUUUCUCUUUCUCUCUCUCUCUCUCUCUUUUUCUCUUUUUUUGCACUAAUCAGAAAUAUUCGAUAUGUGCAUUGUUGAAAAAUAUUGGAUAAAUGUCUUGUCAGAAUUGUCCUAUUAAGUAAAUGUCUUUCCCUCUUGCUUCUUUGGCAAAUGAUGAUACACAGUGUUUGGACUCACUGAAGAGUUACAGAAGCCUGUGGAACUUAAAUGCAAUAUGUUCUCCCUGUUGUUGAACAAUACCAAUAACAAGCAAGAAAGACAAUGCUUUCCAUUAGUCUGCUAAUCUGCUUCAUCCAAUCUAAUACAUAUAUUCAUUUGCAAAAUACUGUUGCAUUGGGGAACAACUAUAGACUCUUAUAUUAAACAUUAUUUCUAUUUAUAAUAUUCAGCAAAAGUGAAAGACUUGUGAGGCAUAUGACAUUCUAUUUUUGACUCAUUAGUCCUAGUGUGAAAGUACUAAUAUUAUUAGCAUGAAUUUUUACAAUUUUAGAUUUUAAGCUCAUGAACAAAAAUAUGUCUGUGGGUCUAUAGGUAAUUUUUUGAAAUACCCAAAUUUAAUUGGUCCUUAUUGUUUUAUAUGAACUUUCUGUGUUCAGGAUAACUUAAUAUUUUUCAACCUUUAAUGUGACAUUAUGAAAUAAGGAGGGAAAUACAAAGCUUGUUGACUGUACAACCUGCCAGCUGAAAGAUCUUCAACAACUGUAUCUUUCCAGAGGUUUACAGAUUUAAAAUUUGAUCUUCAACUUUUAAUGAUCCAGUUUUAAGCCAACGACAGAAAUAUGUUGAAUAUCCCACCACUCAAUCUUGAACUGAAUUAGAAGAGACUUUUGCUGAAAUUGAAAUGCACAUAUACACAUAAAUUGUCAACGUAUCUCUUGGAAUUUUCUGAUAUAUAAAUGUGAUUUUGGACUUCUUUUCUGGUAUAGUGGCAAAGGAAAAUAGUUUAAACUUUAGGAGUAGAAUAGGCAGUGUUAUAGAUAUUCCAAUCCAAGUGUAAGUAUAAAGUUGCUAUAUGCUAGUAAUUUAUAGUUAUAGGAAUCAUGAUUGGAUAAAAUGUUAAAUAAAAAUAAAAUGUGUAUGAAAUUAUAUAUAAACAGAUUAUAUUGAAAGACCUCAUAACAUUGAAGGAAAUGUUAAUAAUCUUUUGAAAAACGCAUAGGCCUUUUUUUUUUUCAUUUAAGAAUAAGAAAAGACUAUCACUUUACUUAAGUUUAAGAAAAAGUUGGUAAUUAUUACUAUUGCUGACUUCCAUCUGAUUUUACGAAACAGGAAAGAUUACCAUGUUCUAAAUGAACUAUGCUAAUAUAUUUGGCCCUUGCUGUCUUUUAAAAUAUGGUAAGCUAAUACUAAUGAUUAUUUUGAUUAUUUAUUUGCUUAUUUUUUGAGAAAUCAUUACUUGUUGUGGUUUUGGUGUCACUGUUAAUCAAAAUUCCUUUCACUUUAGUUUUAAUUAAAAUACUCUGAAAUUGUCAUUCUUCAUCUUGCAAUUUUCAAUAAUAGAUAUUCUUUUCUAUGUUUGAUGUUAACCCUAAGAACUUCAUCAUGUUACAAAUAUAAGCUACAUAAUACAUAAUAUGAGAGGUUGUAUAAAAGUGUAGAAGAACUUUGAAAGGUAGUGGAAAAAUAUUUUCUCAUAAUAAUCUCUUAAACAUUCAUAUAUUUGUAGUACAAAAUUAACCCCUCUCUGUAAAUGGUCCAAUUGCAGUUCAAAGAAAAAAUUUAAUGUUAUUGAGUAUUAAUGGUUAAUCUUUCACUAAUAUAUGUUAGAGAAAGUGAGCAAUCAGGUAAAUGACCAUUAUUUGCCACAGAAUAUCGAAAGAAAGAAGCACUGAAAUAUUGGGAAGAAAAUAAAUGUUCUGAAACACAAGAAUGCUUAGUAAUUAAUACUAGUGCUUCUCAGACUUUGUUAUCAUGCAUCAGUAUCAAGAAGGAUUUGUUGGAACUCAGUUGGUUCCUUUUUUCUCCUCUUGGCCUUCUCUCUCCACCUACUCUUUUCUCUGUCUCCCUGGAGUUUCUAAGUAGAUUUGGUAUUAGGCCUGAAAACUCAAAUUUGUAACAAGUUCCCAGGUGAUGGUGAUUUUAACUUGUCAGGGACACCACUUUGAGAACCAGUCAUACAUUUUUUAAAAAUCAUUAUGUUGUGCUCAACAUUGAUUAAUUAUGGCUUUAAAUGUUUAUUAUACACUGGAAACAGCACUGUUUUAUACACAAGGAAUGAAGGAACUUUUUUUCACAAUUACUAAUUCUUUUCAGUUUAAAAAAAAAUUUGAAAUUAGGAUUAUGUUUAAACACAAAACAAAAUUUAGCCUUCUAAGUUUAGAAAUCAUAUUUAUUCUUCAUUUAAUUAUUAUUGUCAUUUGUAUGUUAUUGAAUUUUAUAUUUAUGAUAUUAUGAUUGCUGAACAAUAGAUAAUACUUACUUUCAUUAUUUCAUAUCCCUGUUUUAUAUCCUAUUACUUAAAAAAACCAUUCUUUAAAUAUUUAAAGUUUUUCUUUGAUGAAAUUCACCAGUGUUUUUUACUUAAUUCACAACAUGAGACUAUUUCAUGAGUGUUUCACCAAAAUCUAUUCAAGAAAUUCAGAAGGCCUUUGUAGCAGAGUGUUUACAUUCUUCAAAAGAUUUUUAAAUUUUGUGAAAUUGUUUUUGACAAUUGAAACUUGAGACAACUUAGAAUUACAUGUUUUAUGGAGGCAGAAUUUUUUCCUACCCACCUGACUCAGCACUUUGUAAAUUUAUACCAUUAAGGAUUGUGAUCUGAGAUGGGUAUGCUGUACAAAUACUUCCUUCUAAAACUGUAGGCCUCUUUCUCUUAGUGCUCACUUUAAGGUGUUUGUGUUAGGCCUGCCAAUAAGAUUCACUGCUGUUCAGGUACAUAAGAUUUAAUGAAAUUGGAUGCUCAGGCUGGGCUUUGUAAAUAAAAUGAGAUUGACCCCUAGCUAUUAUCUCAUUUAUCUGAUUUACAUUGUAAAACCAGGAUCUACACUAUUGAUUAGAGCAUAAUUAGUUAAUUAUAAACAGUGAAAUACAAAGUUAUAUGGAGCUUUUACACAGCAGGUUGAACUGCUAAAAAUUUUCCAAGGGCAUGAGCAGAUGGAGAUCAGUUUAUUAAAGAACAAAGCAGACAUUUCAGGUAUGGAAAUGUGUAAUCAUUCUCUUGUGCUAUGAAAAGAUACUUGACCUUAUUGCAUAUUUUUAUAUCAAUUGUUGUGUUUCAUGUUUUUUUUUUCAUUUCAUUUUUAAUCUUGUAACCUGGCUAGUACACAUUUCACUAAGUGAAUUGGUACCAUUAUUUAGCUAUAAAAUAAGGAUUUUGAUUUGGAUAAUUUUCCAAAUACUAUUUCAAUGAAUUAACUUUUAUGUGUCAAGAAUAUUUUCUUUAUAUUUUCUUACUACCCAUUCAUUCAUUAUUGUCUAUGAUAGAAGUCUCUAGUGGAAUUAAUUAAAUAGGUUUAAUUCUUACACAUUAGUUUGUUAUUUGUGAAAUAUUACUAAAAAGACAGUUUCCAAUUAUUUUAUAUAAUUAUAAAAUUAGGUGAUUUGCACUAAAAUAGUAAGUUAUAAGGAAUAAAAUAUUGUAUUUAUUGAUAUUAAAUGUUAUUCUGAUAUUGUUAUUCUAUACUGGAGAAUUUUGUUCCAAGUCUAUAUUGUUUUAAAAGUGAUUUAAUGGGCCACAAUACAUUUGUUCUGCAUUUAUUAAAAUGUGUAGUAGAGAUAAUUGGUCACUGUUCAAUGAAGAAAUCUAUCACUACUGGUUAAUAGAUUUGUGUGUUUGAGCUGCUAAAGAGGUUUUUAUUUAAGUAAUGCUAAUAUCUAAGACAAAUGUUUAAAAUUUUUCUUGUAUGAACUUUUACAUAGACAUAAUGAAAAAAAUCAGAAAAUUCAAUUCAUCAAUUCUCUUGAUUUUUUUUUAAGUGAACAGGUGUAAUAGUGUCCAUUUUCAGCAUUGUUUUUUUCUUUAGCUUUAUAUAGACUAAAUAAAAUGUUCCAUUGAUGUGAAAAAAUAGCUAUGAUUAUCAAGAUGAGCUUGAUCAUAAGAAAUGCACAUCUCUUUUUAAGAUUGUACUAUGGAUUUUGUUUCUUCUUGAAAUUUAGCUUAUCAUGUAGCUAUAAAUUGUUUGCAUAGAAGGUACACUUGUUUUAGUUUUUGAAAAGUUAUUACUUAGUUUACUUCCCUAAUGAACUUACCAAAUGGAAGUAAAGGGAAUUAAACCCUUUCAAAGACUGGCCAAUAGCCUAUAUCCUAGGCAAGGAAAGAAGUAAAUCACUUCUUUCUUUUCACUUUUUGUGUAUUGUCAGUAGUCAGUAAGUAUCUGAUUAAUUAACCGUGUGGACCAUACAUAGCACAUAUGAAGAUAAAUCACUUUCUUCCUCUUCUUUGUCUAGGGUGCUAUCUUAUUCAUAUGCUAAGUAAGUAUUUUAAAUACAUGUAAAACAAUGUUUAUUUGGUCACUGCUUUUUGUUGAAUCAGUGUGUAACAGAUCAUAUGAAGCUGCUGUAUUAUUUAUGUCUAAAGCCAAUAUAAAUCUAAUAUUAGGAAGUUGUCUUUAUUAAAAAUCAAAUUAAAAAUCCAGUUUUAUUUUAUCUUGUAAGUGGAAUUCAUUUUACUACAUUUAAAAUUUUAAUUUUAGAAUGUCCCAUAGUGUUAAUGUGCACAGUAUGCACUAGAGGCUUUAAAGAUUGUUCUUAAAGUGUCCAGUUUGCAUUUUAUUUAGAAAAUCCAGAGUUUUUCUAUAGGUUAGUUUUAUAUUCUCUUUUAGUAUGUUAAGACAUUCUCUUCCUAUUUCAUAAUGUGCUAUUGGUAUAUUAUAAUCAUUUUUUAUCAUAUAGACAUUGUGUUGUUUAAUAAAGUAUAUUGUGCUCUAUAA